AUGUGGACUACCUUGCGGAAACUCUGUAGCUCACGCAUCGGUUCUUGUCCCAACGUUGAGGUACUUAACCGUCAGUUUGCUUCUGUACCUGCAUCUAGCUCCCUCCCACCUCCGUUUCCUACCCAUGAUGCAAUUAACCCUGUUUCUCCGGAAGAGGUCCUCCAAGUUUGGAGGAGAAUCAAGGCCAAUAAAGCUCAUGGUCCGGAUGGAUUAGCACCUCAUUUAUUGAAAGCCUGUGCCGACCAGCUUGCGACACCCAUUGCCGAAUUUUUCAGUACUUUUUGUCAUCUGGAACGAUCCCCGAUUGUUGGAGGUCAGUCCGAUCAGACCAAUCCCAAAGAAAGAAUCGUCAAAGUGCCGUCCUAUUGCCUGCACAUCUAUGUUGCUGAAGGCUUUUGA
Molecule: messenger RNA, 399 nt
Organism: Echinostoma caproni
Lineage: Eukaryota; Metazoa; Platyhelminthes; Trematoda; Plagiorchiida; Echinostomatidae
Source: the annotation of a GenBank genome assembly